GCGAAAAGACCAACAGUUCAUUUGAACUCCUGCAGGAAAAAAAAACACACACAAAAGACCAUCAAUUCCUUUUGUUUGUUCUGCUCAGUGCGCGAGGGCACUCCGAUCACCGGAUAAAUGGUUCCGGUGGCCGGACCUUACACAGAAAAGCCCACAAAUUCCCUCUAAUUUUCGGGAAAUACCAAGCUUAAUGGAUUCUCAGGAGGUCUCUGAGAAGGGUAACAUGGCGUAUUUAAUACUGCGGUGGUCUCUGGCUCUCGUUUUACCUAUCGUUGCUAUCUUUGCACUAUCACUUUUCGUCGGCUUCGUAGCCAUUUUCGUCGCCAAUUCCUCAGUUCCUAGCCCAAUUUCCGUGUCCUCUCAGUGCAGGAUCGUCUCCAGCAGUGUUGAUCUUAAGUCAUCUAAGGUGUGUGAGCUUGGACUGUUCAAUUACAAAGCCAAGCAUGUGUUUUAUCCUUUUGAAGGAAGAAGAUUUCGAUGUCGUUAUGAUUACUAUUGGGCUUCAGUUUUUAAGGUGGAAUACAAAGAUCAGUCUUCUGGUCAGACUCAGCUUGCAUUGGCUGAGGCUCCAAAUGAGGCCCUUCCUCUUGAUUGCAGACCUAAUUUUGGUGCUGCAUGGUUGACCAAAGAUAAGUUCAAGGUCAAUGAAACUUAUGACUGUUGGUACACAUAUGGCAUUUCCAAAGUAAGCUUAUAUCAUGAUGGUUUCUUCAGUUGCCAAGCUAAAGAUCCGUCUACCUUUGAGAUGAUUAGAAGAUAUUUCAUCCUUGCGACGAAGAUUUUACACUCCUGGUUUGUCGGCCAGGAACGAGCUGGGUUUUGGAGGUGGGAAACCAUAGCUGGAGUUAUUGCUGGUUUUUCGACUUCAUUAAUCUCCAUAAGCUUUAUUAGCCUCCUGCAACAAAUGAAAUCUCGGUUGCCUCAACUUUUUGCUGCAAGAGUGCUUCCUCUCUAUAUGAUCCGCUUCAGGCGCACUUGUUUUCUUGUGGCAUACAUCUCUUUUAUGAGUUGGCUGGCUAUCCAGUAUGGGAAAAGGCUUGGCCUCCUGGAGAUCAUCACUCUUCUUAAGAAGUAGGGGCAGCACUCUUUUUUGGAAGUGCAAAUUCCUUUUUGUUUCCAUGGGAUGCUGCAAAUUUGGAGUUGCGGCAAGCAAAUGUAUCAUUCCCUGUACAAUGAUAUACAACAGUGGAUACCAAAUGCACUUAAUCAUCUUGUUGAAUAGAAUAUAUUGAGCAGAGACAGAAACUGUAUAGGAAACUUACCCCAGUUGAAACAUCAGUAAUCUUAAUAUGUGAUGUGUAAAAGUAUCUUUGAAAAUGUAAUCUAUUUUUCAGUAGCGAA
Prunus mume (Japanese apricot) is the source of this 1341-nucleotide messenger RNA. RefSeq names its product exopolysaccharide production negative regulator. The record is from RefSeq and is a predicted model, not a curated record. Lineage: Eukaryota; Viridiplantae; Streptophyta; Magnoliopsida; Rosales; Rosaceae.